Nilaparvata lugens (brown planthopper) is the source of this 573-nucleotide messenger RNA. RefSeq lists its product as uncharacterized. Bases 109 to 573 code for a protein of 154 amino acids. The transcript has 2 exons. NCBI's taxonomy places the organism in Eukaryota, Metazoa, Arthropoda, Insecta, Hemiptera, Delphacidae. The record is from RefSeq and is a predicted model, not a curated record.
ACUCGACUAUAACCACUCCUUCAGAUCAGGGCUUUGAGAUGGCGGCUUGCAACAAGCCUCUUGCACCCAGCUGAGGCAUCCAACUGCGAGGCAGAUGAUGACGAGGUGAUGGAGCUUCAUGAGCUGAGUGAGACAACCACUGGAACAACAACCGCCUCUACCAUGACAGCCGCCCCCUCAUCAACCGCUCACAGCAGCUCUAGUGAAGAUGAUGACGAAGGGGAGUUGGCAAAGCCCUUAAAUGAUAAUGUCCAGUUUCAUGAUGUUAAAGAUGCCAAAUCAACCAUCUACGUCAAAACUACCCAAUACGAUGAGGGAGAUUCGGUUUUAAGAGCCAGUGCGGUUACAUACCUGAGUGGAGUAGUGAUACAUUAUGUGCAAAAAAAGUUUGACUGUGCUGUUUGUGCAAAAUAUAUGUGCAAGGAGAACACCGUACUGGAACGCAGUGACGAACUAUUCGUCUACUUCAAGGCAUAUGAUUCAAAAAUUGCGACUGAUUUUGGAGGUCUGAAGGUUCCUUCAGAAGAAUUCAGAUCAGUUAUUGACAUAUGUCUAACUAUCUUGUCUAACUAA